AUGGCGUAUGCGGAAGUUGUGGCCUGGGGGAGUGCGGGCGUGACGGCCGCGCGGGACACGGAUUUGGGGCUGCGGGGAACGGGCCGAAGGGGAAGCAGCGGCGGGCUGGGGCUGACGUCGCUGGUUGUGUUUCAAGAUCGCUUUUCGCCAAUUAUCUUUUUCUCGAUCCACCUACAUCAAGUAUCGCCGAACCACUUCGUCUCCACGCAACUUAACUUCAUCCUCCCUAUAAGCUCGCCCGGUUCCCCCGACGGCCGGCCGACCUUCACGUGCCUGCCGACCGACACGGAAUCGGAUCCGGAUUCGUUCCACUGCGCCGGAUCGUCGCUCGCGCUGCGCCACCUGCUCGCGUCGCGCGCGGCGGGAAUCGAGGACGGAUGGCUGCCGUAUCUGGACGCCUUCGUCUCGUUUGCCUCCUGCUCUCUCUCCCGACAGGUAUGCCUCUCCCCUCCCCUUUUACCGCCUGGUUUCUUGAUGGCACCCCCUCGCGCAUCCUCCUCCCCUCUUUCCUUCCCCGUGCCUUCUUUCCCCCCACCCCACCCCCCCAACAUCCCCCCCACUUCCCCCGGCCCAACCCAUCUCCUCACCCUCCCCCGUUUCCCCGAUUUCCCAAAUCCUGUGUUGUGCUCCCACCCUUCGUUUCUCUUGCCAUGCCUUCGCUCCCGCUUUAAAGACGCCCGUUGUCUUGUCUGCACCCCCGCAUCCCCCUCCCUCCCCCCUCCCCCCCUCCUCUCCCUCCUCGCUCUUCGUCCCCUGCCGUCCAGUAUCCCCUUGCUUUUCACUAUCCUUGGUUCCUCGAACACCUCUCCUUCUUUAUUGUUCUCUCUUCAUCUCGCCCCGCGUUUUACGCUACCAUCUAAUGCAUCACUUCCCCUCCCUCUUCCCCACCAUAUCCGCUUCUCCUCCCUCCUGUCUCCCCCCUCCCUCUCCCGCCUCUCUGUCCCUUGUUCCCUCAUCCCUUGUGACGUCCGUAUUCCCACCUUGCGUCGCGUCUCCCCUCAUCUCUUCCCUCCUCGCCCUUCCCCUCCUCGCCUCUCCCCCGCUUCUCCCCACCUCGCCUCUCCCCCUCGCGUCUCCUCUCCUCGCCUCUUCCCACCACGCGUCCUUCUCGCCCCUUCUCCCACCUUGUCCCUUCUUGCCUCUUCCCGCCUUGUGUGCUGCAGCAACCCCGACCUGCACCGAGUGCCGGCGCUACUACAGGACGUGCUUCACAUACACGCGGCGCUGAGCCACGGCGGCACACGUGGAACGCGCGUGUGGGUGCAACCGCAGUUUGCUGCUCCUGCUGCUGAUGGUGAUGCUGAUGCUGCUGCUGCUGAUGCUGCUGCUGCUGCUGCUGCUGCUGCUGCUGCUGCUGCUGCUGCUGCUGCUGCUGCUGCUGCUGCUGCUGCUGCUGCUGCUGCUGCUGCUGCUGCUGACUUAGCUGCAGCUGAGGAUGGUGAUGGGGAUUUAGGCAGCAAAGACGAUUACAGUGGCGAUGAAAAUGGGAAUGAAAAUGGGGAUGGGGAUGCUGACUCUGAUACUGAUGCUGAUGCUGACGCUGAUACUUAUGGGGUUGCUAAUGCUGAGGCCGAUCGUGGUAAUGAUGCUUCUACGAUUUCUCCUGGCCCUCCUGCUGAUGCUCGUGAUGCUGCUGCUGCUGCUGCUGCUGCUGCUGCUGCUGCUGCUGCUGCUGCUGCUGUAGAUGCUUUUGAUUGCAGUGCUGCUACUGCUGGUACACCCAUGGAGACUGACUGUGCGGCAACUCGCACCCAUGCCUCUGCCCACACCCCAGUACAAGACGCUAACACCACCGCCGCCACUGCUUCUCCUGCUCCUUCUGCUGCCACCAACACCACCACUGCAGCUGUUGCUCCUGCUGCGAUGGUGGCAGCAGCUGGACCUGCUUUAGCUGGUGGCAUCACCAGCAGCAGCAAUGGAAGCAUGGAGAUGGAUGCGGUUCCUGCUGCCCUGCACAAAGACACUCAAGCAGCCCCACACGAAGACACUCAAGCAGAAGUACAAGGGAAGACCUUGGAGGAACGACAGGAGGAAAUACCAGAGAUGGUACCAGCGGAAGGAGCAGAGGAUAUGGGGAUAUCAGAGGUUGGGGAUUUGAAGGAUUUGAAAGUGGGGAAUAGGAUGAGGUGCGAGAGGGCGUAUGAGGCGCAGCAGGAGUUGACGUUGCAUGGAGAUAUGCGGAUGGAGGUGCAGGAGGUGGUACACGUGGAGAUGCACGAGGAGGUUCGGGAAGAGGCUCGGGAGAACGUCAUGUCACUGGAAACGGAAAGAAAGGAGAGAGGGGAAGGAGGAAGGGAGGGAGGAGAGGGGUCGGGGAGGGGAGGGGAGAGCAGAGGGGAGGUUAUGAGAAGGCGAGUGAAGGCGAGGACUCCUGGUGGGUCGUUGUUCCGUGGGGUGAGCAGCGUUUUAGACGGAGAUCUGUGGCUGAGGCCUCAUAAGGAGGGAGAGGAGGGGGAGGUGGGGGAAGAGGUGGGUGGGGAGGAAGAGGAGGGGGAGGAGGGGGAGGAGGAGGGGAGGAGGGGGAAAGGGGAGGGGAUGGAUGUGGAAGCUGCGUUGGCUAGUGUGGAAGCUUCUUUGAGAGAAGGAGGGGUAGCAGGAGGAUUGGGAGGGGGCGAGAAGGGUGGGGAUGGUGGGGGGAAGGAGACACAGGGAGGCAGCAGAAUGAGGAGCGUCGAUGAGAGAUAUGCUGAUGAGAGGAGUGCAGCAGUGGGACAGCUGGUUCUAACCCCACGAGUUGCACCACCAACAGUACUACCAUCGCCAUCAGCACUAACAGCAGCACCAGGAACAGCAGCAGCAGCAGCAGCAGCAGCAGCAGCAGCGUCGACAGCUGCGCUAACUGUGCACGGAAUGGGAGGAGAAGAGCACGGCUCUGGUCUGCUCUCCCCUAUGGCCCUCCUCUCUCCCUCCUCCUUCCUUCUCUCCCCUUCCUUCGCCACCCACUAUCCCCUCUCCCCCUUGCACUUUCUAGGGGGGUGUCGACCGGGCAACGGCUCGACUCUUAACGGUUCAGAUGGUUUCGGUGCGGUAACUACAAACGAGGGAGCUUCUAAUGAGGACGGCCGUCCUGGUUAUUCUUAUGGUGCAUCGCCUUAUAGGGAGAACAGCGGCCGUAAGAGAAGCAAUGGCGACUCAAACGCUGAUGGGUUUCUGUCUUCGGGCGUUGAUAGCAGCGGCAGGAUGAACAAUACUGAUGAUGUUACACCGGCUCUUCCUUCGGCUGCUGCUCCUGCUGCUCCGCCCGCUCCUCUUCCUCCCACCCCUACUCCUGCCGCUCCUCCCACCGCUACUGCAGCAUCGUGCAUCUCCCAUACUGCACUGUUCAACGCCUCGCAACCAUUCCCCCGUCCGCUCACCCAAUUCCCCACCACUUUCCCUCACUCCCCCUCACUUUCCGCCCCCAUCCCAUCUCAACUCAUGUUCUCUAGACCAAGACCAUUCGUCUUCCCUCCAACCACUCCUGCUGCUGUUGCUGCUGCGCUUACCCAUUCCUCCUCAUCCACCCGUCUCUCCUCCGCUUCUCUCCCGUCCCCCCCUCAUUCAACCGAUAACGUUCGCCCUUAUUCUGCCUUCUCUGUUCCCUCCUUCUCUCCUUCCACCUUCCUUUCCUCCUCAUAUCCCCCCUCUUCCUUCCAUCCCCCCUCCUUCCAUUCCUCCUCCCUUCCUCCUUCCCCCUUCCCAUCCGCUCUCUCCCCCUCCACUUUCUCCUCCUCCCCAUUCUCCCCCUCUCCUUUCUCUUCUUCCUCUCUCUCUGCCUCACACGCUUCUCUCCUUCCCCCCUCCACCUCUCGUUUCCGCCCUAACUUCUUUUCCAAUUCCGGUCCACCUAGUCCCAGCACCCGUAUGGAUACUCCUCUCCUUCCUCCUCCUCCUCGUAGUCAACCUAUCUCUGCUGCUAAUGUAGCAGCAGCAACAGCUUCAGCUUCAGCAGCAGCAGCAGCAGCAGCAGCAGCAGCAGCUUCUGAUGGCCCUUUCACAGUAUUUGAUUCUCUCAAUUCUGCUGCUUUUCCUCCUCCUGCUGCUGCUCCUCCUGCUCCUCCUGCUGCUGCUGCUGCCGCUGCUGCCGCUGAUGGUGAUGCUAGCGCUUCAGCUGCUGCCACCAUUGCCAUGGCUGCUAAUCUACCUGCCUCAACUGCUGCUUCUACUGCCCCUGCUGCCGCAGCUGCCUCAGCUGCUGCUGCUGCUGCUGCUGCUGCUGCUGCUGCUACUGCUGCUGCUGAAGGCCGGCUCGAUUCGGCUGCCGAUGUGUCAGUGCAUGGAAGCUUUCUCUACACCCUCACCCAGGGAUUGCAACAGGAGAACCCAAUGCCUUCCUUUGGGGUAUCGCCACAGGACGUGAGGCAGUUAAACCCCAUGGAGCAGAGCCUGAAUGACAUGUUCGCUGCUGCAGGAGGGGUGGCGGGAAGCUUGGGAGGGAAGGAGGAGGGUGAAAAAGGAGGAGGAGGAGGGGAUGUUGGUGGUGGUGGUGGUGGUGGUGGUUUUGCAGCAGGAGCGGGAGGAGCAGCACGUGGUGCACAGGUGAAUAGUCUUCAGUCCAGGAUCAAAGGAGAGGUUCUCUCACCUUCAGCUGCUGCAGCAGCAGGAGGAGCAGCAGCAGGAGGAGCAGCAGGAGCUGCAGGAGUGACGGGGGCGGGUGAGGUGAAGCAAGGCCUUGUGCAGUGGCCUGGAGGGCAAGGUGGGAAUGCAGCUCUUGGGGACCUGAAGCAGCAGCACACACAGUUUCCCGCGUUGGGUCAAGUGGGUCAAUUUGAGGGCCAAUUCAAGGGUCAGUUCGAGGGUCAGUUUGAGGGUCAAUCCCAGGGUCAAGUGAACGCGGGGAGCCUUCAGGUGGGGAAGAAGGCGGAGGGGUUGGAGACGGUGGAGACUGGUGCAAUCAACGAGGAGAUGGGCAGUGCUGCUGGGGUUGGGAGCGGCGGUGGGAACGAGGCGGCGGGAGGGAGCGCUGCGAGUGAUGGGGUGCUGAGGCGGUCGCUACGGUCGCCGUCAGAGCGGUUGAAUGAGAUGCAGUUGGAUGAGCUCUCGCAGUAUUUCCGCAUGAGCAUCCAGAACGCAGCGCGUGUGCUGGGGGUGGGGCUGACAGUGCUCAAGAAGCGAUGCCGUGAGCUCGGCAUACAGAGGUGGCCGCACCGCAAGCUCAAGUCACUCGACAACCUUAUAGAGAACAUGAAGGAGAUUCACGGCCCCAUGGCAGCAGAGACGGUGGAGCAGCUGGAGGCAAAGAAGGAGCUUCUGGGGAAGGAUCCCAAGCAAGGGCUGGACCCGCGCAUCAAGACGCUGAGGCAGGUCUGCUUCAAGGCCAGCUACAAGCGGCGCAAGGCACACACUGGGUCGUCUUUGAAGGCUCUUCAGGGGGAGAUGUUAGCCGGGGAGAUGAAGGAGAGGGAUGGGGGAGGGGUGGUGGUGGGUGGGGGGGAAGGGGUAAAGGGUGGUGGGGAGGGACGGGUGGGGGAGGGAAUGAUGGAGGGCGGAGGAGAGUGCGGGAUGGAGAUGUGA
Messenger RNA from Closterium sp. Naga37s-1, 5493 nucleotides. NCBI's taxonomy places the organism in Eukaryota, Viridiplantae, Streptophyta, Zygnematophyceae, Desmidiales, Closteriaceae. The record is from the annotation of a GenBank genome assembly.